AUGGAGCUCUGGGGGAUCGCCGGCUGCUCCCUGGUGGUGCUGAUGAUAGUCGCUGCGCUGCUGUCCAACGGCGUGGUGCUGAUCUGCUUCCUGAGCUCCUCCGACAUCCGCGGCCAGGUCCCGGGACUCUUCACCCUCAACCUGACCCUCUGCAACCUGCUGCUGACCGUCAUCAACAUGCCCCUGAGCCUGGUCGGAGGGAUCCGGGGCCACCAACCUGGAGGGGAAGGUCUAUGCCGGGCUGUGGGCUUCUUGGAAACUUUCCUGACCACCAACUCUAUGCUGAGUAUGGCUGCCCUGAGCAUUGACCGUUGGGUGGCCGUGGUCUUCCCUUUGAGCUAUCACUCCAAGAUGAGGUACCAGGAUGCUGCUCUUAUCCUCCUCUACUGCUGGAUCCACUCCCUGUCCUUCCCUACUGUGGCCCUGUGCCUGUCCUGGGUGGGCUUCCACCAGGUGUAUGGUUCCUGCACCCUCUAUGACAAGGAACCUGAGGAGCAGGACUCCUUUGUGGCUUUCAUUGUGUCCUUCCACCUGCUCAGCUAUCUGCUGUCCUUCCUGGUCCUCUGUGUCACUUACCUGCAGGUGCUGAAGGUAGCUCGCUCCCAUUGCAGGAGGAUUGAUGUCAUCACAAUGCAGACUCUGGUGCUCUUGGUGGACCUGCACCCCAGUGUGAGGCAGAGAUGUCUGGAAGAGCAGAAGAGGAGGAGGCAAAGAGCCACCAAGAAAAUCAUCACAUAUAUUGGAACAUUUCUGCUUUGUUUUACUCCAUAUGUAGUUACCAGGUUGGUCGAGAUUUCCUCUUCCACCAUCAUAAGUCCUCAAUGGGGCAUCAUAAGUCGAUUUCUGGCCUACAGCAAAGCUUUGUCGGAUCCAUUUGUGUAUUGUUUAUUACGGAACCAGUAUAAGACCUGCUGUCGGGACAUGCUCAACAAACUGUUGAAACGCAGCUCUGGAAAUUCCUCUGCGCGUAGGGUCAACUCUUACGUAGGACAUUUGGUGCCAACCACUUCUGAUUAA
This is a messenger RNA of Staurois parvus, 1017 nucleotides long. The record is from the annotation of a GenBank genome assembly. NCBI's taxonomy places the organism in Eukaryota, Metazoa, Chordata, Amphibia, Anura, Ranidae.